UUCUAAUAUUUGUGUAUUGUUUUGACUAACCAAAUUGAGUGCAAAAAUAUGAAGGGUAGUUUAUUCAAAACCAACCCCACCUGUUAUCUUAUCCCCUCAAACUGACAAACUUCAUAAAAAAUAUUGAUUUUCCAACAAAAGAGUUUUCAUGGCAAUCAAAAAUAUGUUUCACAUCAUGUAUUCGUCAUCGAGUUCAAUAUUGUUUUCUGCAUAAUGUUAAUGUUGGGCAAUAAAAGAAAACGACUAUUUGGUAUAACGAAAUAAGGAAUAUUUGCAGAUUUUCCUACAACAUAUUGAGUUAAACUGCAUUGAAAAACAAGAAAAUGAAGAUGGCUGACGGUACAAUAUUAAGGAGAAAUAGACCAGGAACAAAGGCGAAGGACUUUUGUAGGUGGCCCGAUGAACCCUUAGAAGAAAUGGAUAGCACACUAGCAGUGCAACAAUAUAUACAACAAUUGAUAAAGAGAGAUCCAUCUAAUGUGGAAUUAAUAUUGACAAUGCCAGAGGCUCAAGAUGAAGGUGUUUGGAAAUACGAACAUCUACGACAAUUUUGCAUGGAACUAAAUGGACUUGCAGUUCGUUUGCAAAAACAGUGCUCACCCACGACAUGUACGCAAAUGACUGCAACCGAUCAAUGGAUAUUUCUGUGUGCCGCGCACAAGACCCCGAAAGAAUGCCCCGCCAUUGAUUAUACGCGGCAUACUUUAGAUGGUGCUGCAUGUCUCUUGAAUAGCAAUAAAUACUUUCCAAGCAGGGUUUCAAUAAAAGAGUCAUCCGUUACUAAACUGGGCUCUGUAUGUCGACGGGUUUAUAGAAUUUUUUCGCAUGCGUAUUUUCAUCAUAGGAGGAUAUUCGAUGAGUUCGAGGCUGAAACAUACCUUUGCCAUCGUUUUACGCAUUUUGUAACUAAAUACAAUCUCAUGUCGAAAGAAAAUUUAAUUGUACCAAUUAAUGAAGAGGAAAAUACAACACCAGGUGAAAGUGAAGCCUAAAUGUUUAUAUUCCAAUCAUGUAAAAGUUAAACAUGUAGACAUGUUCACAGCUAAGUAAUAAAAAAUAGUUUAGAGUAGUAACAUGUACCAUUUAUUAUAAUAUUCAAUUUACAAAAAUGAAAGUUUCACUACAAAUCUAGACCCGAAAAGUUAACUACACAUUAAACAGAUGCAGCGUGUUUUUUCAAACAAAAAAAUAAAAAAAACACUACAAUCUGCAUAGCAUUAAAUGACAAAAAUUAAUUCUGUAAACAGUUUUUGGUAUAUACAUAUAACAAUUUCUAAAAUUAUGAUUCGAAUAUAAGUAUCAUUCAUUUUAGCAUUUAAUACAAAAAUCAAAUACUUUGAUUGUGAAUAAAUUAUGUUACAAAUUAUUAACUUCAUAUAUAUCACAUUAUGUUAGCUUCUUAUUAAAAAUUUGUUUCAAUUUAAAUGUCACGAUUUUUAUAAUUGUGAUUCACCAACUUCCUUUUUCUUAGUAAAUUUUUUGUUCUUUUAUUUACCGGCGAUUAUUCAUUAUAAGAAACGUAUUUAUUAAUAUAUAUAUAUUUAAAUUUUAUAAGCUAAUAAAAUGAUCAACAAAAACUACUGAAACAUGUAAUGAACAAUAAAUACUCGAAAAAACUAUAUAGAAUAAUUUAUAAUUAUUUAAAAAAU
Molecule: messenger RNA, 1649 nt
Organism: Teleopsis dalmanni
Lineage: Eukaryota; Metazoa; Arthropoda; Insecta; Diptera; Diopsidae
Gene: Mob4
Product: MOB kinase activator-like 4
Exons: 5
Coding region: 324-992 (222 amino acids)
Cellular component (GO): cytoplasm
Source: RefSeq, a predicted model, not a curated record